AUGCCUCUAGAAAAGAACCUCGAACAAGCCAAUGGCAAUCACAGCGCCUCGAGCUCCUCAACAAGAUCGUCAUCAACGGCAACUGAAGCAGAUCAACAAAACGGUCAUACCACCCGCGACGACAAUGGGGCUUGCGGUGCAGACCAGGAGAAGGGUAGAGAUCCCAACAUCGUCGACUGGUACGGCCCGGAUGAUCCAGAGAACCCUCAGAACUGGUCCAAUGCAAAGAAAUUCUUUGUGACCUUUGAGAUCUGUUUCCUCACCUUCAGCGUCUACAUAGGCAGCGCCAUCUAUUCCGCCAGUAUUCAAGACGUCAUGACUGUGUUCGGCGUCUCCCAGGUUGCAGCGACUCUCGGCCUCACCCUGUUCGUCGCAGGCUACGCCGUGGGGCCAAUGGUAUGGGCGCCGAUGUCCGAAAUCCCGCAGAUCGGCCGCAACCCGGUCUACAUCCUGACGCUGGCGGUCUUCGUGGUCUUGCAAAUUCCGACCGCGCUGGCCGUCAACUUCGGUAUGCUGCUCGCCUUCCGCUUUCUCACAGGAUUCAUCGGGAGCCCGGCCCUCGCAACCGGCGGCGCCAGCAUUGGAGAUAUGUACACGCCCGCCAAACGGACGUACGGUCUUGCCGUCUGGGGUAUCGGCGCCGUAUGCGGCCCAACACUCGGCCCUCUUGUCGGCGGCUUCGCAGUCCAAGCCAGAGGGUGGAAUUGGGCCAUUUGGGAGCUGAUGUGGCUGUCUGGGUUCUGCCUGGCCGUGCUGGUAUUCUUGCUCCCCGAGACAUCUACCGCCAACAUCCUCUACCGCCGCGCUCGGCGGCUGCGCAAGCUCACAGGUAACGUUAAAAUUAUCUCUGAGCCUGAGCUGGCCGGUCAGGAGAUGUCGGGCAAGGACCUCCUGACCAUGACGCUCGUGCGGCCCUUCAGCCUGCUCUUCACCGAGCCGAUCGUUUUUGCGCUGGACCUUUACAUUGCGCUCAUUUAUGGGUUGCUGUACAUCUGGUUUGAGUCAUUCCCAAUAGUGUUUGAGGGUAUAUACGGCUUUUCCCUCGGCACUUUGGGGCUUGCUUAUCUGGGCAUCCUCGUCGGCACAUUUGCUGUUUUACCGCCUUUCGUGUGGUAUCAGCACAGAUACAUCGAGCCCAAAUUCAACGAAAACGGCGAGAUCACGCCGGAGUGGCGCCUCACACCCGCCUUCAUCGGCGCCUUUGCGAUUCCAAUCUGCCUAUUCUGGUUCGGUUGGACCAGCCGGGCAGAUAUCUAUUGGAUUGUCCCCAUCAUCGGCACAUCCUUCUUCAGCGUGGGCGCGUUCCUACUGUUCAAUGCAGUCCUCAAUUACUUGUCUGACGCGUACCCUGAGUAUGCGGCCAGCGUUCUGGCCGGCAACGAUUUCCUGAGGAGUUGUCUAGGCGCUGGCUUCCCGCUGUUCGCAUCGGCUAUGUAUAAGAAGCUUGGAGUGGACUGGGCGAGCUCGACUCUAGGUUUCAUCAGCAUUGCCUUCAUUCCUAUUCCCUUUGUUUUGUUCAAGUAUGGCCACUGGGUGAGGUCAAAGAGUAAGCAUGCGAGACACGACCUAUAG
This is a messenger RNA of Diaporthe batatas, 1572 nucleotides long. RefSeq lists its product as uncharacterized. NCBI's taxonomy places the organism in Eukaryota, Fungi, Ascomycota, Sordariomycetes, Diaporthales, Diaporthaceae. The coding region runs from base 1 to 1572 and encodes 523 amino acids. Gene Ontology annotation, molecular function: fluconazole transmembrane transporter activity. The transcript has 2 exons. The record is from RefSeq and is a predicted model, not a curated record. Gene Ontology annotation, biological process: xenobiotic detoxification by transmembrane export across the plasma membrane.